Messenger RNA from Wyeomyia smithii (pitcher-plant mosquito), 2068 nucleotides. RefSeq names its product lysosomal-associated transmembrane protein 4B. Gene Ontology annotation, cellular component: lysosomal membrane. The record is from RefSeq and is a predicted model, not a curated record. Lineage: Eukaryota; Metazoa; Arthropoda; Insecta; Diptera; Culicidae. The transcript has 6 exons. Bases 157 to 1194 code for a protein of 345 amino acids.
UUGUUCUCAAUAGAUUUUUCUUACGCACUUCUCUUGCUCUGAGUAUUUCUUAUAAAAAAAAAUAGAGUAACUUUUCACAUUUUACAGUGCUGAAUUGAAUUGAAAUUGUAGUGUAGUGUUUAAUUAAAGAGUUGUCAAAACGACGAAGUCUCAGUCAUGCUAAGGAUUCGUUUAAAAAUGGGUCCUUCAAUAAGAAACAAAGAAUGGACAUGUUGUUUUGGUCUUCAUGUACGCACAGCAACGGUUAUUAUUGGUGUGUGGCAUUUGUUUUUGAACGUCCUUGCUUUGGCUAUACUUUCGGUGAUCAUUAGAACUAAUAACUAUCAUUUAUUAUUGGAAAACUUAGAUGAAGAGGAAGAUGGUGAAACUGAGUCUCUCGCACCAAUAUUACCAACUCCAUUGAGUAAAGUAGAUCCUCCUUAUGCAUAUCGUGAUCAUUUCCAGCAAACAGGAUUGCGCAACGAUGACGUUGAUAUGAGCGGAUUAGUGUUUCUUUGCAUGAUUGCUGUUACACUAAUGCUCAUAUAUGGAGCAGUUAAGGGAAAACCGUCUCACUUGUUACCAUUCUUCUGUUUGCAAAUCUUUGAUUUCGCAAUAGCAACUCUUACAGCAGCAGGUCAUUUAUGCUACAUACGAUCAAUGCAUCUUUGGAUAACGGAAAGUCAAAACCGUCUCCCAUGGCGAGAAGAAUUAAUAAAGUUGAAUCCCAAAACGUUGUCGGUACUUGUGCUAAUAGGAUUUAUCUUUUUUAUUUUAUUGAAAGCAUAUUCAAUUGGAAUAGUUUGGCGUUGCUAUAAAUGCUUGACUUUGAAGCAACAUAAUCUGCGUUCAAUGUUGCCGUAUAUUAUUCCAGAUACACCCGAUGCAACAAAUCAUUGUCAGGAACGAGACAACAAUUCACUUCUGCCAGGGUAUGAAGAAGCCAUUGCUGGCUUGAAACAGUCCCCACCUCCUUCGUAUGUGGUCGCAAUGGCUAUGAAUAGCAAAACUGGUCCUGAAAUAGUGCUUGCUGAAUCAUCAACCAGAAUUGGUGACAAUCAGACAGAGCCUCCACCAUACAAUUCUAUUGAAACAGUUUCAUCGCAACCAGACUCUGAAGUUUCUUCUAACAAUAACAACCAUUCCGUGGUAACAUUAGAAUCAUUAACAAAUAGUGAAACGAUUACUGUUUCAACUAAUAAUAAUUGCGCCUAAAAUCACACCAGACUUGCAUCUUUUAUAUAGUUCAUUUUCAUGUAAUUUUCUAGAACAUAAAAUGUGUGUUUAGAUGUCCAAUAUUCGCUUCGGUAUAAAGAUGCCUAUUCAAAUACAGUUUAGUUGUGUGACGCAAUGCAUGCAUAAGGUAAAAAACAAUCAAAUUUGACCAUAUAUGAUUUUUGUUGUGAAACACCAGCACGAGAGAAAUUAUACCAAGUUACUACUAACUAGAAUUUUGAACCUUUGAAAAAGAAUGAAAACAAGGCGGUAUUUAAUAUGUCAAUAUUUCUUUUAAACCUAUUACAUGAUUGAAACAAUGUAGCUAAUUAAAAUUACAUUUGGAUCGCUGUUGUAACUGUUCUUUAAGAUUUAACGUAACGAGAAAGAACGUGUAAGUUUACGAAGACAAAAUGAAACACAAAAUGAUUUAUUCUUUAUUGCCUACAUCGACGUUGUAUAACUUCAUAUUAUUAUGCUGGGAAACUAGUUUAUCAAAUCCUUCUAAUUUUUAUUUCAACUGGUUUUGUUGCUGUUCAUGCAAUGCUAUAUCGCAAAAAGAUACACAAUUCAUUCUUUUUAACAAUAAAUAUCAAAAAAGGCAUUGUAGUAUAUAGUUUAAUUGACAAAAAUAGCUCGAAAGCCUUUGAAUAUAAAGAAAAUUGUAAAAAAAACAAAAACAAUUAGACUGAUUGUCAGUGGAGUAUUAUUCUUCUUGGUUACCUGCAUGCAACUACAGUGUCUGUUUCUACUGGUUAAAAUCGAAUGAUUACAAGAUAAGUGUAGUUUACUAAACCACUUCAAAAAAGAAAAAUAAAUUGUAAUCGACGUACGGUAGAUUAAAAAAAGUAUAAAAGGAACUUCUUCACAGUAA